Messenger RNA from Anthostomella pinea, 1071 nucleotides. The record is from the annotation of a GenBank genome assembly. Lineage: Eukaryota; Fungi; Ascomycota; Sordariomycetes; Xylariales; Xylariaceae.
AUGGCUUCUGAAUCCAGGGAUACACACGCGGCUCAGACUGUCAAUGCAUCGGCAAACCAGAACGGAACCUCUACGCCAGCCAAGAGACAUGAGGAGCUACAGUACCUCGACCUGGUUCAGGACAUUCUAGACAACGGCGAGCACCGACCAGACAGGACCGGCACGGGCACAUACUCCAUCUUCGCGCCGACGCCCCUCAAGUUCUCGCUCAACGAUGGGCACGGCACGCCGAUCCUGCCGCUGCUGACGACGAAGCGCGUGUUCCUGCGCGCCGUGGUGGCGGAGCUGCUGUGGUUCAUCGAGGGCAGCACCUCGUCGAUAUCGCUGUCGGACGCGGGCGUCAAGAUCUGGGACGGCAACGGGUCGCGCGAGUUCCUUGACUCGGUCGGCCUCGGCCACCGCGCCGUCGGCGACCUGGGACCCGUGUACGGCUUCCAGUGGCGCCACUUCGGCGCCGAGUACCGCGACGCGGCGACCGACUACACGGGCCAGGGCGUCGACCAGCUGGCCGAGGUGGUGCACAAGCUGCGGCACACGCCCUAUGAUCGCCGCAUCAUACUCAGCGCCUGGAAUCCGGCGGACCUUAAGAAGAUGGCGCUGCCGCCUUGUCACAUGUUUGCCCAGUUCUACGUGUCGUACCCGCGGAGUAGCAGCGGCGGCAAAAGGGAUCCUAGUACUGCCACCUCUGCUACUACAACAACGAACGGGGGUAAGAAGGACGAGGACAAGCCGCAGGGCCACCUGCACUGCCAGCUCUACCAGCGGUCCUGCGACAUGGGCCUCGGCGUGCCGUUCAACAUCGCGUCGUACGCACUGCUGACGCACAUGAUCGCGCACGCGUGCGGGCUCGUGCCCGGCAGCCUCACGCACGUCAUGGGCGACGCCCACGUCUACUGCGACCACGUCGACGCGCUGCGCGUGCAGCUCGGGCGCGAGCCGCGCGACUUUCCCACGCUGGAGGUCGCGAGGGGUGAGAAAGGAGACGGUGUUAUCGAUGGCUGGAGGGCGGAGGAUUUUGUGGUGAGCGGGUAUAACCCGCAUAAGAGCAUUCCGAUGAAGAUGUCGGUGUGA